This is a messenger RNA of Boeremia exigua, 2317 nucleotides long. RefSeq names its product mediator of RNA polymerase II transcription subunit 1-domain-containing protein. Lineage: Eukaryota; Fungi; Ascomycota; Dothideomycetes; Pleosporales; Didymellaceae. Gene Ontology annotation, cellular component: mediator complex. The record is from RefSeq and is a predicted model, not a curated record. Gene Ontology annotation, biological process: regulation of transcription by RNA polymerase II. Gene Ontology annotation, molecular function: transcription coregulator activity. The coding region runs from base 90 to 2198 and encodes 702 amino acids. The transcript has 2 exons.
CGACAUGAUACCUUAAAGCAGAAGGCCCGACAGAGUCGCCCUUUCCCUCAGCCACUAGCGCUACAGCUCGAAUACCCAGACUCUACCCCAUGAUGGCGACACCUACACCUUCCACAAACACGCCGCAAAAGCACCUCCCCGCGUUCUCGUCACCGGCUCCGCGCAGCGUGCCUCAUACAGGCACAACCGCCGGCAUAAUGAACUACGACUCGCCUGCGAUGCUGCAUAUGCUGAACGAGGGAGGGGGAGGUCUAGGAGGUGUGUCGAUGGGUGGUGUAAAUAUGGACAUCUCGUUGUCGCAAUUGGGGAUGCCGAGCGCAAGCGCAAUGGGACGCGCAGACGAAGCGGAGAGGACCAGGAGGUUACAUAAUAUCAUCGAAACGUUGAAGCAAAAGCCCGGGAGAGUCAGCGAGCAGAAUGUGCUUGCGCUUUGUACUAGGCUCGACAUACACUUCCAGAAAGAGGGCAAUGUUUAUAUCCUUGCUGUUGGCGAAUCGAAUCUAUUGGAGAUUCUCUUCCGUGGCGACGAAGUUGAGAAGAUCGAACUGCAAGGCGGCUUCGACAUGCACAACGACAGCAUUGGUUUCGGCGAGACAGGCACAAAGAUCCUUACCCGGACCCUGCAGCCUCUUCCCGGUCAGAGCAAGAUGAACGUCACCCUCGAGCGAUUCGCCGAAAACCUGGAGAAGCUUGUGACGUUAGACAAGCUAGGAUCGCCGCAACACGGAGGAGUUAGUUGCUACAAUGCUAUUGCGGGCGUGUACACAAGUUUGAGGAAGUUAUUCGAGCAUGAGAAGAAGAUGGCGCUUGCGAUUCUAGAGGAGGAUACCCCAAAUCGAAACCACAAGGCCGAGAGAGAAGUGCUGUGCAAGAAGAGCGGUCGACCAAGGCCAAAUACUGGAAACCGCUUAGGUCUCAAUCUGGAGUACUGGAUGGACAGGCGACACAUGAUUCCAAAGUCACAAACAAAGGCACCUUCCUCAGAGAAAGGGAAGGAGAAAAUGGAGAUCGACUCACACGAGCAGAGCGAGUAUCCAGAAGAUGACGACGAUAUGAAGACCAAUCAAGUGUACUCGCUGACUCUAGAAUGCGAGGCCUCUCCGUCAGCACUAUACACGCCCAUUCGCGUGUCGGACAGUUGGAUCAGCGACGCCAUAGAGAAACCCACAAACCCGGAUGACGCGACCUCUCUUGACAACAUUCUUUCGAACACGCCCUCGAUAGACUGGCAGGACCCUAAACCGACAUUUCUGGAGCCGCCAGCAUCGACGGGCGAAGACGACGCGAUGAAUCUCGACACUGCGCCCGGCCGAUUACCAAACAUCCGCUUCGUCGCCAAGUUCAAUCCACCACUUGUUGUUCCCCUCACUACCUACAUAUCACUGUAUCAGUCCGUUGGCGUGGAACCACCCCAAGAUUUCUCCGCAACUACAUUCGUGGGACUUGCAUUACGACCGAACGAACUUGAUCCUGGUAUGACUGGUACAGCUGGUGCCUCGACACAUGAGAUCCGCAGCACCAGAUUGGCAUUAGUACGCGACGAGAGUGGAAGUGAGAAGGACAGGACCCAUGAGCUAAGCCUGUACGUCCCUAAGAUGGAGUACAGUAGACGCUUAGAAAACCUUCCUUUUGCACAUCCAAAGCAAUUGGUCGAGAUCCUGCCAGUCCUCCGCCAAUACGCUUUCACAACCUCCCUUCUCCAGAACUCGUUCCUCGAAACAGCAGAGCAGAAGUCGACCCUGCAACCCCCAACACUACCAAUUACUCCAGACACCAAGUCUUCAGACCCGCCACUGCAGCUCGACGUCAACCUCUCCUACACCCCGCCUGCGCCCCGCCUCACCCUGCACAUCCCCCACCCCUCCUCGACACUCCCUGUCGAUUCAAAAAUAACGUCCGCGCCGCGCGCUACGUCACCAUCCUCUAUCUCCGAUCUGCUGUCGGGCCUGCUCUCCGACUCGGGACCGCCCUUGUUACAUGCCCCACUCGGUGUCACGCUGGAUGUGCAUGCCAACGGGGAGCUAGUGGUCAGCGAGCAGAAUAUCACAGAAGGGAGGAAAGUGGGGGAAGAGGAUCUAGAUAAAGUGCAGGAGGUGGAUGCGAGGAUCAAGAGGGUGGGGAAGGCGUUGGAGGUCUGUGGAGACUUGGGCGUCUGGGGAGAGUGGUUGAGGAAAGAGGUUGCACGCGGUGGUAAUUAGUUGGGUUUGCACCGCAAAGUCGGGGCUGCAUAAUAUGCCAACAUCAGCAUCAAUAUCAUGAUUCGAAGUAGACAUUCACAUUGCAAGUUGAAAGAAGGAACCAAGUUUGAAGUAUUCGG